UCAGAUGUAGCAAAGGCUAAAGUGUUUUACAGCACUCUUGGACGACUACACAAAUAAAUUGUGGGUCAAAUACAUGGAUUUUCGUCUGCAAUGAAGUUCAUCAUUUUCUUCAUCUACAUACCUUUUGUUUACUCAGAGUUACACUCCUUCAUCACCACAUACACUGGAAUAAGUGGCCAGAUGACUGCCGACGACUGCCCAGAGUUUUCUGCUGUAACUACACUGGAUGAUCAACAGAUUGAUUAUUAUGACAGUAACAUAAAGAAGCUGAUUCCCAGACAGUACUGGAUGAAGGAGUUUGCAUCUGAAGAACUGUGGAAAGAAGACAAUGAGAUCAGAGAACAAGUAUGGCAAGUGUACAAAAACAACAUUCCUGUUCUAAUGAAGCGAUUCAAUCAGUCACAUGGAGUUCAUACUUUUCAGAGGAUGUAUGGAUGUGAAUGGGAUGAUAAGACAGGAGACUCAAAUGGGUUUGAUCAGUACGGUUAUGAUGGAGAAGAUUUCAUCUCACUGGACAUAAAAGAGGGCAGAUACACUGAAUCUGUACAGCAGGCAGAGCUAACAGUGAUGAAGUGGAAUAAUAACAAAGAACAGCUUGAAAUCUUACAAGAAUACUUUGGACACGAGUGUGUUUACUGGUUAAAGGAGUUCUUAUAUUUUCCUAAAGCUACGUUUAAGAAAGCAGAUCAUCCUAAAGUGUCUCUGCUGCAGAAGAACCCAGACUCUCCUGUGGAGUGUCAUGUCACAGAUUUUCUCUUCAGAAACACAAUCAUCUCAUGGAGGAAGAAUGGACAAGCUAUGAGCGAUUCCAGUAAAUUGGUAAAGUCUGGAGAUACACUACCAAAUGAGGACGGGACCUUCCAAAGGACACUUAACCUCUCUGUCCCUCCAGACGAAUAUAAGAAAGACCAGUACACUUGUGUGGUGGAGCACAAGAGUUUGACUGAGACCAUCCAGAAGACUGUGAAAGAGAUCAAGAGUAGCAUACCUGGAUCAGAUGCUUCAUCUAUCAUGUAUCAUGUUUUAAUGGCCAUUAUCACAGUUAUUUUUUUACUGACUGUACUGUGUGUACUUUGGAAAUGCAGGGAGAAAUUCAAAGCUUGCAACACACAAGGCAACACACAUUCCAAACAUAAAGCCAGAAACACAGAGACUCAGGAAGAUAGACAGGCGCUUACCUCCACUCCUGAAAUUUCCACAUGGUUCGCCUCUCCUGAAGCCACGAGUCAUACAAAUUCAUGAGUGUGUGGCGCCUCAUGGUACCUUCCCAAAGAGGCACAAAAUCACUUUCCAGAACCUUUACCUUCACAGUUCUUCACUGGUGGAACAAUCUUCCCAACAACUGAGUUCUUUUAUAAAGUUCAAGAGAUAUCUAAAGACUUUAAAAGACUCUUUUGAUUCAACUACACACACUUAAAACAAUCUUCUUUAUACUUUUACCUUUUCUUCCAUCUGUACCC
Messenger RNA from Megalobrama amblycephala (Wuchang bream), 1460 nucleotides. RefSeq names its product major histocompatibility complex class I-related gene protein-like. The coding region runs from base 91 to 1242 and encodes 383 amino acids. NCBI's taxonomy places the organism in Eukaryota, Metazoa, Chordata, Actinopteri, Cypriniformes, Xenocyprididae. The transcript is spliced from 6 exons. Gene Ontology annotation, biological process: immune response. The record is from RefSeq and is a predicted model, not a curated record. Gene Ontology annotation, cellular component: external side of plasma membrane.